Zerene cesonia (dogface butterfly) is the source of this 6757-nucleotide messenger RNA. RefSeq names its product protein shuttle craft-like (gene stc). The transcript is spliced from 17 exons. Gene Ontology annotation, biological process: negative regulation of transcription by RNA polymerase II. The record is from RefSeq and is a predicted model, not a curated record. The coding region runs from base 285 to 3881 and encodes 1198 amino acids. Gene Ontology annotation, molecular function: RNA polymerase II transcription regulatory region sequence-specific DNA binding; zinc ion binding; DNA-binding transcription factor activity, RNA polymerase II-specific. NCBI's taxonomy places the organism in Eukaryota, Metazoa, Arthropoda, Insecta, Lepidoptera, Pieridae. Gene Ontology annotation, cellular component: nucleus.
UAACCCAUUCGUCAGAAACCGAUUCAUCUUGUCACAUCGUUUUAAAGUUAUAUUUUUUGAUUUGCUAAAUUAUUUUUUGUUUAAUUUUUAUUUUUGUAGGUAUAUAUUUUAUUAAUACGUGUGUUAAAAACGUCCUACUCAGUGAUAGCCUAGACAACACACAACGGGGCCUCAGGCUUCGGCCUGUGACCACCUUUUAGGAAAAACAUACACAAAAAGAUCUCAAUACUUCCACAAAACUAUUUGUAACACCCUAAUUUUACCCAGUAAUUUUCUACUUCACCAUGUCUCAGUGGAACAAUACUUACACUUAUAACAACCAAUAUCAAGCCUCAAACAAUUGGAAUUCUGAUCCGAAUGGCCAGUAUGUUAAUCAAGCAUAUUACAACAGACAAAUAGAUCCCAGUGGAAACCAAUAUGUUAGUUUUAACGAAUUUAUAUCACAAAUGCAAGUGUCUGGAGUUCCUGCUGUUAAUACUGCCCAAUACAAUAAUGUACAAUAUCAGAAUUAUCCACCUAGCCAAUAUAGUAAUGUAAGUAAUUAUCAAAACAUGCCAGCUAAUCAAAAUGCCCAAGUGAAUUAUGGUUAUGGUGCUAAUUCCGCAAACUAUCCAAACAAUGUGGAAAAUUAUCAGACCAAUUCUCAAGCCCAAUACAACCCAGCUUUAGAGUCUCAAAGUUAUACAAGUGAUGUGGUAUCAAAAUCUAAAUUAACACCAACAGCCACAGAGUUUGUGCCUAAGAGCUCUCAAAAACCAACAAAUAAUCAGAAUGAACCAGCAAAUGAAAAACAAGAAGUAAAAAAUGGUGUAAAUGACGCAAGUAGCAUUCCAGCAAAACCAUCAGAUUCUAAGAAUUGGAGAGAAAGACCCCAUAGCUCUAGCCAAAGUUCCUCAUUUCAUAGCACUGUUGAUGGAUCUGAUAAUCCAGAUACCAGCUAUAGACAUGAACAAAACACUUACAAUAGACCCUCCAGCCAUCAUGAACCCAAUGGAGGGCCAUCUAACCGCUAUGAAAAUAAAAACCGUAAAUAUGACAGUAAUGGUAGCCAUAACUCUUAUUAUAACAAAUCUGAGUCUAGCAGCAAUUAUCCAGAAUCUUCUAGAAAUAAUGAAUCAAGUACAUAUAAGAGAAAUAAACAUGAAACAAAUAGUAAUAACGAUUCACAUAACCGCACUGAUAAUUAUAAAGAAGGGGGCCAAGGCAAAUCCACAUCGAAGGGAAGAAAUAAGGAAUUGGACCCUAGUCGUACAUUUUAUAAUAGUAAACAACCUAAGGAUAGUCAAGAUGUUAGGAAUGGUAGAGGUGAAGGUUCUGGAAGGCAAAGGCAUUGGGCAGGAUCCCAAAGAGUGAGAGCAGCAGAACGAAAUAGCAUUGAAGAUGAACAAUAUGCCAACUCAUACCUCAAUUAUAGGGAGGAAAGGUCCAGAAGAGAUAAUCACAUGCCCAGCCCAUCACGUAGUAAAAAAGUAUUGCAAAAUAAUAAUAAUAAUAAUGGAGGUAAUAAAGAAAUGACCCAGCGAGAACGCCUUGUAGAGCAAUUGGAUAAAGGAACAUUAGAGUGCUUGGUUUGCUGUGAGAGGGUGAAGCAAAUAGACCCAGUGUGGUACUGUAGCAACUGCUACCAUGUGCUACAUUUAAGAUGUAUUCGGAAGUGGGCUGUGAGCAGUAUGGUUGAGGGUAAAUGGCGUUGCCCAGCAUGUCAGAACACAAGCCAGGAUAUACCAACUGAGUACCGAUGCAUGUGUGGUGCGGUGCGUAAUCCAGACUAUCAGAGGGGAUCGAACGGUGCCCACACUUGCGGCAAGGCGUGCAAACGUCCCAGGAACUGUCCGCACCCUUGCACACUGCUUUGUCACCCUGGUCCUUGUCCACCUUGUCAGGCUACUGUUUCCAAAAAAUGUGGUUGUGGAGAGGAAACGCGCUCAGUGCUGUGUAGCAGCAAGUUGCCGCAGGAAUGUGGAAGACGUUGUAACCGAUUGCUGAACUGUGAAGUCCAUGCAUGCUCUAAGGAUUGUCACGAAGGACCGUGUGAGCCCUGCGCAGAAAUUGUUGAACAAAUCUGCCACUGCCCAGCCGCCAAGUCCCGCUCGGUCCCGUGCACGGCGGACACGGGCGGCGCGCACUGGUCGUGCGGCGCGGAGUGCGCGCGCGUGCUCGCGUGCGGCGCGCACGUGUGCCGCGACGCGUGCCAUCCGCCGCCGUGCGCCGCGUGCCCGCUGCGCCCGGACAACGUGCCCACGUGCCCGUGCGGCAACACUAGGUUAAAAGAUGGCCAGCGUAAAACAUGCACAGAUCCAAUACCGUUGUGUGGCAACAUUUGUAACAAACCAUUGCCCUGCGGACAUUUCUGCAAAGAGAAGUGUCAUGAAGACGCAUGCCGAGUGUGCCCAGACACGACAGUGUUGCAAUGCCGUUGCGGUCACUCCACGCGCGACGUGCCGUGCCUUGAGCUUCCUGAUAUGUACAAUAAUGUGUUAUGUCAAAGGAAAUGUAAUAAGAAACUGUCAUGCGGACGGCACCGCUGCCGCACCGCGUGCUGCGCGGCGCAGUCGCACCGCUGCGCCGUGGUGUGCGGGCGCACGCUGUCGUGCCAGCUGCACCGCUGCGAGGACUUCUGCCACACCGGCCACUGUGCGCCGUGCCCGAGGCUCGAUUUCGAAGAGCUCCGCUGCGAGUGCGGUCUCGAAGUCAUCCUGCCGCCGGUACGGUGCGGGGCGAAGCCCCCGCCGUGCAGCGCCCCGUGCCGGCGCAAGCGCGCAUGCGGUCACCCGCCCCACCACACGUGCCACUCGGGAGACUGCCCCCCCUGCGUGGUGCUCACCACCAAGAUGUGUCAUGGACGGCAUGAGGAGCGCAAAACAAUUCCGUGUUCACAAGAGGAGUUCUCGUGCGGGCUGCCGUGCGGCAAGCCCUUACCUUGCGGCAAACACACUUGCAUUAAGACAUGUCAUAAGGGACCCUGCGAUACUGAUAAGUGCAACCAGCCGUGCAACGAGAAGCGCGCGAGCUGCGGGCACCCGUGCGCGGCGCCGUGCCACGCGAGCAACGGCGGGCACUGCCCCAGCGGCGGGCCCUGCCGGCGGCCCGUGUGCGCCACCUGCCCGUGCGGCCGCCGCCGCGCCGAGCGCGCCUGCUGCGACAACGCGAGGGACUAUGCCAAAAUAUUAAACGCCCUUGCAGCAACGAAAAUUCAAGAAGGUGGUUCAGUCGACCUAUCGGAUGCGCAUCGCCCGAGUGCUAUGUUAAAAACGCUGGAGUGCGACGACGAGUGCCGGCAGGAGGCGCGCAGCCGGCAGCUGGCGCUGGCGCUGCAGAUCCGCAACCCGGACGUGUCCACCAAGCUGGCGCCGCGCUACAGCGACACGCUGCGCGCGCUCGCCGCGCGCGAGCCCGCCUUCGCGCACCACGUGCACGACAAGCUCACCGACCUCGUGCAGCUCGCUAAGAAGUCAAAACAAAAGACCAGAGCCCACUCGUUCCCAUCGAUGAACCGUCAGAAGCGUCAGUUCAUACACGAAAUGUGCGAGCACUUCGGCUGCGAGAGCGUGGCCUAUGACGCUGAGCCCAAUAGGAACGUCGUCGCUACCGCUGAUAAGGAAAAGUCGUGGCUGCCGGCGAUGAGCGUGCUGGAGGUGCUGGCGCGCGAGGCCGGCAAGCGGCGCGUGCCGGGGCCCGUGCUGCGCGCGCCGCCGCCGCACGCCGCCAGCGCGCCCGCCGCCGCGACCAGCGCAGCGCCCGCUGCUAGCAAAUCGUUCAGUGGAUGGGCGACUUUAACAUCGACGAACGCAUGGGCGAGCCGCAGCCAACCCUCGACGUCAACUAAACCUGAACAAAAAGAAGCGAAAAUCGAUUAUUUCGACAAUCCACCGGAAAACUAGGCUAGUAGUUCAAUAAAGACCGGGCGAGUGCUCGGACAAACGUAGCAAGAUAAAACGAAUGAAAAAUCGCUAAAGAAAAUCAAUAAAAACAUUGAAAAAUAUAAAAAACGUUAAAAAAGUUCGUAAUACGCGUUCUGUUUUUGUUUUUGGAAACAUUGUAUGCAUAUUUGUCUUUGGUUACGGUGAUUAUAUUAUUUAUUGAUUAAACUCUCAUUUCUAUUUUCUUAUUUUCUUUACUUUCAUAAUUAGUGUUUAAAUUCUUUUAGUUAAUUUUAUUUUUCAUUUCAUAUCCUUCGUUUCAACGAAUGUAAUAUAAAAAUAUUAUACAACAAAGCAACCAUUAAAUUGGUAUGUAAAGUAAACACUGAAUAAAAUAACUUAAGCUAGUGUCGAAAGGACAAAUACCAAUAAAGACAUUGUUCACUGCCAUUGACUGCAAUUUCAUAUUGACACGUAGUUGUUUAUUAUACUAGCUAAUAUAUUUAGAUAGGUAUGUUCCCUGAGCCAGCACAAAUUUUAUGACCGAUUCCUACCGGACGGAUAACUUAUCAUGUUUUAGGUAAGUGUAUCACUAAGCAUGGUGACUGCCAACAAUUCCACUGGUGGGUGGAGCAGUGGUGACUGGUGACCUUCCAAGUAUGUCAAAACAUGUAAUGUCACAUAAAUCACCCACUAUAUUGAAGAAAUAAAAAAUUCAGCCCGUCAAAAAUGACAGCAAUUAAAAGAAAAAAUACGUAUAUUUUUUGUUUCUUACCUGCGACCCCCUCAACUCACUGCAGAUCUGAAGCUGACGGUCCGCAUGCUUAAUGAAACACUUAUCUUCACCAAUUUACAAAGUAUCAGCCCAAAAGAAAUGGUUGACCAAAUUUGCCCCUGGCUAGUGGGCCAGUAUAGCACUUUAUAGUAAAAAUCUGUUUUAUUAUGUGGUCUGGUGCGUAUAAUAAAAUUCAUUAAAUACCGAAUCUCCGAUCCAAUGUAUUCAAAUAAUCAUUUUUAUAUUUAGUUUAGACGGCGAGUGUUAUUUUUACCCGACUGCGAAAGAAGGAGGAAGAUGUUUGCAAGUGUAGAUAUUUAUGUAUGUAUAUUUAUUUGGCGUCCUAGAGCCUAAAUGGCAUGUCGUAUUUUUAUGUGAGUGUUGUUGAAACACAAAGAAGAGACAGACAUACAGAGUUAAUUUUAAUAUUAAUAGGGAUAACAACCAUAGUGGCUGUAGUGUGAUUGAAAUACGGUAUGAAGUAAGUACGUAAAACAUCUAUUAAAAGAUAAUUCUAAAGUUCUUUUAUAAUAUCUUACUUAGCCACUAGCGUUGCUUUUUGCCCCAUCGUCUUUAUCUUUAUCUUUUUACUUAAACACACCUAUACCUACACCAACGUAGCUUACAUUACAUUUUAGUGUUUAAUUUCAUUCAUCAGUUGCACGACAAUAAGAGACACCAGACCACUGAAUAAAUAAAUACAGGUUGUCAAGUAAUAUAAGGCAUAUAACAUUUACUCCUUUUCUGUUAAGUUUUUGAAUUCUAUAUUAAUAUCGCUGUGAAUUAUGUAUUCGAAUAAAUUAAUACACGAUUUACAAGGGUAUAAUCAACACAUUAUUGUAGUCGGUAUCCUACAUAUUUUGUAUUAGAAUUUAAUUAUUGCACUCGUCUGUAUCUUUACUAUAGGAGUUUUCAGUGAUUUUAAUUAAAAAAUAUUCUUUACCUAAAACUACUUGAAAACCCAAUAAUAACAUAUUGUCUAAUUAUUUAAUACGGAAAACGACACAAAUCGAGAUAUUUUUCUCAUUUUUUUUAUCGACUUCUCAUAUCUUAUUACAUAUAUUAAGAUCGCUGAAAAUAUAAAGCGUCAAUUUUAUAAACAUAUACAUUUAAAUAUAAAAUUAUGCAUUACCACAUCAAUGAUACUAAAUUGGCUUUAAGCGACCGUUGGACUUUGCUUGUAGAAUAGUUAGGAAACUAGACAGCCAUUAUUAAAACAAUACUCUGUAAUCUGUAUUGUAAAACGUACCAACUAGUGAGAACCAAAUAAAUUUAAUUUCAAAAUAUUGUAUGCUUUUGCCAUAUCAACUCAGCAUGGUUUAUAUUAUGUAUAUUUUGGAAUUGAUAAUUAAUUAAUUGAAUUUCAAAGAUCGAUCGAAGAGAAGCAGUAAAAUCGCUUUGUCUUAAUUUGGCGCUUUUUUUGAAUGAUUCCUAGAUUCCUUAUGUUUUAUAAUUAUUGAAUCUGUGCUCAGUUUUUAUUGCUUUAUAAAGCCCAUGCUACACGUGCCUGUAGAUCGUUCUAAAUUUAAAUAUCUACCCUAUAGGCACACCAAAUUUCAUGAGAAUCGCUUGCGUUGCCAUUUCGAAAGAGUGCGGAAGGUAUGCUAAUAUAUUUUACAUAGAAAAUGAAGUAGUAAGUUAUACCAAUCUAUUUAGCCAAGAGCAAAACCCAAUUGCCUUAUAAUACUUUAUGUGCUGUAAUCAGCCUUAGACGUAAUAGUUGUUUUAUUCCAUAGUUUUUGUGCAGACACGGGAUGUCUAAUGAGAAAGAUAGUUAGAUACUCUAGAUUUUGCAGAGUAUUUCGAAAAAAAUAAAACACUAAUUUAACCUGUUAAACAUACUCAUAAAUAGUACGGGUAUUUACAAUUUGACUAAUUAUCUCCUUUGUUUGGAUUAAUGUUACGAACACAAUUCCAAGGAAAAUUACUGGAUAUCUAUUAAGUCAUUUGUAAACGCAUUAAUUUAUAGAAAACCUCAUGUCUCGUGUCUGGACUUGCAAAUGGGCAGGGGAAUAAUCUUAUGAUUUUACGAUACAUACUGAUAUUAUAAAUCUAUGUUAUGUAAAUUUCGCUGUUGUACAGUCGAACACAUUGUAUUAAAGUGUUACCUAUUCGUUUUGUA